Trichomycterus rosablanca is the source of this 1311-nucleotide messenger RNA. RefSeq names its product proenkephalin b (gene penkb). NCBI's taxonomy places the organism in Eukaryota, Metazoa, Chordata, Actinopteri, Siluriformes, Trichomycteridae. Gene Ontology annotation, cellular component: plasma membrane; axon terminus; neuronal cell body. Gene Ontology annotation, biological process: sensory perception; neuropeptide signaling pathway; chemical synaptic transmission. The transcript has 3 exons. The record is from RefSeq and is a predicted model, not a curated record. The coding region runs from base 62 to 841 and encodes 259 amino acids. Gene Ontology annotation, molecular function: opioid receptor binding.
CACUUCAGUUGCUAGACUUCAGCGACAUCAGACUGAAGCGGAUCCUCAACAUAAAGAAACAAUGAAGUUGUGGUUGGUGGUGGGUUUUCACUGGGCACUCUUUGUGAGUGCGUGUUUAGCGCGGAUGGUGAGUGCGAAUUGCGGCACCGACUGCGCCUACUGCUCACUGCACCUGCGCCUUCAACAAAUUCAUCUCAACUCCAUAGAAUGUGUGAUACAGUGUGAGGGUAAUUUUAACACCGAUGGCUCUUGGGGUUUGUGUCAAAAUCUCCUGCAAACCACCGAAAGCACUCCUGAGGCAGAACAAGUGUCCACGGAAACCACAAGUACACCUGGGCAACAUCAGGAUGAGAAAAGAUAUGGCGGCUUCAUGAAGCGAUACGGUGGAUUCAUGAAACGCUACGGAGGUUUUAUGAAACGCUACGGAGGCUUCAUGAAGAAGGCAGCGGAGCUCAGCGGGCCGGAGCCGGAAGAUUUUGACCGAGGCAGAGCAAUUCUGUCCACGAGCGACAUGAAGAUGCUGGCCGAUCAAGUCGAAAAAGACGGAGAGAGGGAGGAGGCUGCAAUGAAGGACAACCUUAAAAUAAAGAAAGGGGUUGAUGAUUUAGAGAGUUUGGUUAAGCGAUAUGGUGGAUUUAUGAGGAGAGGUUAUGACACAGUGGGUGAAGCUGGGCUACUACAGAAACGCUACGGUGGGUUCAUGAGGCGAGUGGGCAGGCCAGAUUGGAGGGAGGAGCCUAGAUUCUACAGAAGCUUCCCUAAACGCUCAGCACAGGAGGAGAACGAUGCAGAAAAGUCAUCGGAGAUGGCCAAGAGAUAUGGGGGUUUCAUGGAAUACUGAAGUCCUUGCAGACUGUUGUUAGCCAUCUGCAUUUCUGUUUAUCAGAGUCCAUCUGCUUGAAAUAUAACUCAAUUGUGGUGACAUGAUGCAUAAUUUGUCUGUAUGUCUUUGUGCUAGACAUAUUCAGUAAGGGAACACGAUGCUCUCAAAGGCCCGGCUAUUACAAUUAAUUUUGAAAGCCAUUACAAAGCCAUAGACAAAUAUACUGUAAGUUUAAUCACCAAGUGGAAUGCUCAUUCAUUCAUUUGAACCUCCAAAUGUAGUUUCUUGUCUCUUCACACCAAAGUACAUUGGACAUAAAUUUUUGUAUGUUUAGAAUUACUUUAUUAAUGGCAUAAAUAAUAUAAAAAGUAAUAUUUUAAUGUUACAUUUAAUAACAACACCAUGAUUUCUUCCCCAAAGCGGUGUUUUUCGCAGUCUGGUGUGUCUACAUUUCUUGUAAUCUGUACAGCUUGAAUAAACUGCUCGAA